CCGAUGCGCCAACAACUGCUAAAAAGAAGACGAAGUUACAACCUCCGGAACCUUUAUUCAGCCUCUGGUUUCGGGCGGUGGGAAACAAUUGACGUUCUUACAGGAAGUUAGAGGGAGGGAUCUUUAAGAAACAUGUUUGCUGUCAGAAAUUGCAGAUUUUUUAUAACAUUUACAAACCUGAAAGUAACGACCAGAAAUCCAGAAAAUGUUUUUUCUUUAGGCCUGUGGCAAAGAAGCCUUAGCAUACAGCAAUAUGAGAAUCCAGCUGGCAACAAUGACAUGCCUAUAAAGAUGGACAACCCGUACAAGGAACCUCCAAAAACGUGCAUACUUUGUGGUGUAACUGUGGACUAUAAAAACAUACAGCUUCUGUCCCAGUUUGUAUCGCCACACACAGGCCGUAUUUAUGGCAGACACAUAACAGGUCUCUGUGGGAAGAAACAAAAGGAGGUCUCAAAGGCGAUCAAAAGAGCGCAUCACAUGGGUUUCAUGCCAGUUACACUGAAGGAACCUGCCUUUCUUAAAGACCCUAAUGUCUGUGAUAUCAAGUACCCAGAGUAACUGUCUUUUGAAAGCUGUGUAUGAUUGUGUACCGUAUGUGAACAUAUUUUCAUGAAAUAUCAAUAAACCUGGUUGUCAGAUGUUU
Messenger RNA from Acipenser ruthenus (sterlet), 646 nucleotides. RefSeq names its product small ribosomal subunit protein bS18m-like. The transcript has 6 exons. Gene Ontology annotation, biological process: mitochondrial translation. Lineage: Eukaryota; Metazoa; Chordata; Actinopteri; Acipenseriformes; Acipenseridae. The record is from RefSeq and is a predicted model, not a curated record. Gene Ontology annotation, cellular component: ribosome; mitochondrial small ribosomal subunit. Gene Ontology annotation, molecular function: structural constituent of ribosome; small ribosomal subunit rRNA binding. The coding region runs from base 133 to 561 and encodes 142 amino acids.